Messenger RNA from Aureobasidium vineae, 1158 nucleotides. NCBI's taxonomy places the organism in Eukaryota, Fungi, Ascomycota, Dothideomycetes, Dothideales, Saccotheciaceae. The record is from the annotation of a GenBank genome assembly.
AUGCCAGACUCGUCGGUAGGCCAAGUCAUCUCGUGGUACAUCUGCACGAUUAUACCAUGCUUUUUCUUGUUCCUGCGUUUGUUCAGUCGAUGGCAACGCUUUGGUCGACUUGCCCUUGAUGACUACUUUCUCAUCCUUGCAGCCUCGUGCCUUAUCGGUGACUUGGGUAUCCAGCAGCACAUGUGGAAUCUCGGCUUGGGAGACAUUUCGAAAGCGACGCCAAAGCAGUUUAUUGGCAUCAUGCAGAUGAUUGUUCCUGGAUCAAUUCUCUACGUCUCCUCUUUGUGGUCCAUCAAGUUUGCUCUGGUUCUCUUCUACAAAAAGCUCGCCGCACCAGGGUCCAAGAUGCAAGUCGCCUACAAUGUUGCCCUGGCUGGUCUAGUCGUCACAUAUACAACAAUCUUCUUCGACAUCCUGUUCCAAUGCUACCCUUACGACAAGCGAUGGUCCCACGACCCCACCUAUCAGUGCAGUCCAAAGGCUUCGAGAAUCAAUUACUGGAUUACAAUCUUGUUCAACAUCUUCUCCGAUCUUAUCAUCAUUUGUCUGCCUAUCACUAUGGUCAUGAAGCUGCAGAUGAAGCUUAAGCAGAGAUUGGCUGUCGCAUUUGUCUUUGCGCUGGGUGGCUUCGUUUUGAUUGCGAGCAGUAAGUUUCCUCCAUCUCCAGCAACCCCAAAUAUGCAUAUACUGACCAUCACAAAGNUCGUCCGAGCCAUCUACUCAUGGCAAAACAAGACAAUGCUAACCUGCACCGUCUCCAUGGUGGAAAACGGCGUCGCCAUCAUCGGCGCCUGUCUCCCAGCUCUGCGCGCCAUUUUCCUGGGCUCGCACUCCACAAACGGCAACAGCAGUUACGCAAAACACUACGAACUCUCCUCCAACCAACGACGAAACCCUCAAGGCCGAAACACUACAAAUUUUACUGUCUCAACGACUAGAGGAGGCAGAAGCCACUCUGUGGACUCGGAUGAGGAACUCGUGAGGAAUAUGCAAGCACAUGGCCAAGCACGGCCAUAUGUUUCUGCGCAAUCGAGCGUGUCGGAUGACAGGGACAACAAGGUUGAUGGCAUUAUGGUCGCCACAACCGUUGAUGUCGACCACAAGGACCAGGAGAGUGUAAACUCAUUGCACAGUCCUUUCGGAGUCCACGAUGUCUAA